AUGCGCGUUGUUUUCUUCCUGCCGGCCUUCGUAGGCGUUGUCGCCGCGGCGGCUUGUAACGGCAACGACGCUCUCUGCGCGAAGAAGUAUUCUGACGUGACGUUUGUCGGAUCCCACAACAGUGCCUUUGUUGGCAUCACUCCGGCCCACAAUCAAUAUGUGUCGGUAACGGACCAGCUCGAUCUCGGCGUACGCUUCCUACAAGCUCAGACCCAGAACAAGGACGGACAGAUCCAGAUGUGCCAUACGGACUGCGCUCUGUUAGACUCGGGGCCCUUGUCCAAGUAUCUCGAAGAGAUAGACACUUGGAUGGAGGCGCAUCCGCGUGAAGUGGUCACCUUGCUUCUCACUAACAUUGACGCAAUGCCGGUCACUCAAUUUGGCGACACUUUCAAGAGUACGGGGUUGGAUAAGUACGUCUUCAAGCCUGGGGAGAAAGUGGCUAUAGACCAGUGGCCUACACUCCAGACUUUGAUUGAUGACGGGACGAGACUGGUCGUUUUCAUGGACUAUCACGCCGACACGAGUAAAGUCGACUACAUUCUAGACGAAUUCCAGUACUACUGGGAGACUCCCUUUGGGGAGACGAAUGCGAAUUUUCCCAACUGCAACAUCGACCGGCCACAGGGUGUCGAUCCCAAUGGCUACAUGUACCUUGUCAACCACUUCCUCGACAUUGAGCUCUUCGCAGGCAUUAAGAUCCCCAAUCAAAUUGAAGCGCCAAAGACAAAUUCCUUGUCGUCCAUUGACAAGCAGGUCAACUUGUGCAGAGGGAUGUGGGGAAGGACAGCGAAUGUCGUUUUGCUCGACUGGAUCAAUAUCGGCGAGGCGAUCAAGGCACAGAGCCAAUACAACGCUUGA
Colletotrichum abscissum is the source of this 861-nucleotide messenger RNA. RefSeq lists its product as uncharacterized. Gene Ontology annotation, molecular function: phosphoric diester hydrolase activity. Bases 1 to 861 code for a protein of 286 amino acids. NCBI's taxonomy places the organism in Eukaryota, Fungi, Ascomycota, Sordariomycetes, Glomerellales, Glomerellaceae. The transcript has 3 exons. The record is from RefSeq and is a predicted model, not a curated record. Gene Ontology annotation, biological process: lipid metabolic process.